AUGGCUGCGGGUGCAACGCCCACCACCGAUUUCUCUGGAUGUGAGUGCAACUCCUAUGACAUACUCCCUGGAUGUGAGUGCAACUCCGGCGACACGCUCUCUGGAUGUGAGUGCAACUCCGGCGACACGCUCUCUGGAUGUGAGUGCAACUCCUUCGACACGCUCUCUGGAUGUGAGACGCAAUCCGUGGGCGGAUUGAGUGAAGCUCUCUCAGGAGGUUUCAAGGCACGGCGGAUGGAACGAGGAGAAGAGCGAGAGAGGUGGGAUGACGCACGGCCGGCAGGCAGUAGCAUGUGGGUGCCUCCUACCCGCCCUGCUGACCACCCGCUUGCUGGCGGCACGCGAGGCGAGGCGGAUGGAGCAGGGAUGGAGCGAGCAAAGCUCGUUGUUCCCUUGCGUGUUCUCCCACCUGCACCCUUGGGAGCCGCGGGCGCAUCAUGGCGAAGUGGAGAGCUGGUGGGGGCGGCUGCAGAGCGGGAGGCGCGGCAGCAGCAGCUACACGGGAAGGAGGGAGGCGGGUUGCAGUGCGGAGGAGGAGGGAGCAGCAGCUGCCAGCAGCAGCGCCUUCUUUCAGAAGGGAGUAUGGGGCUCAGGGAGGGGACCAAUUUCCGCUCUGUUUUCACAUUCAUUUCAGCAGGAGGCGCGGCAGCAGGAGGGACGAGGGAGGCGGGUCAGAGUGCGGAGGAGGGAGCAGCAGGUGUCACCAGCGCCUACUUUCAGAAGGGAGGUCCUAAGCGAUGGUUCCCACCUCACCGCGGUGCUUGGGUGUAA
Closterium sp. NIES-65 is the source of this 771-nucleotide messenger RNA. The record is from the annotation of a GenBank genome assembly. Lineage: Eukaryota; Viridiplantae; Streptophyta; Zygnematophyceae; Desmidiales; Closteriaceae.